AUGGCAUAUUGUUUACCAUGUUUUGUUUUUGAAAAAAAUCCAGCAAGUAGGUCUGCACUAAUUACUGAUGGGUUCAACAAUUGGAAAAGAGUAAAUGAUGGAAAGAAUUGUGCAUUUCUGCUUCAUGUUGGAGGUCCAUCUUCACCACAUAACAACUAUAUAAGAUGUGCUGAGGACUUAAUGAAAUCAUCUCAACAUAUUGAGAAAGUUAUUCAGAAACAACCGAAAGAGCAAAUAUUAAAGAACCGAUUACGGCUCAAGGCAACAAUUGAGAGUGUUCGGUGGCUUACAUUUCAAGCAUGUGCUCUUAGAGGUAAUGAUGAAUCGAUAGACUCAAUGAAUCGUGGAAAUUUUGUUGAAUUGAUAAAAUAUACAGCUCAAUGGAAUGACAAAGUUAAUGAAGUUGUUUUAGAUAAUGCUCCUGGAAAUGCUAAAUAUAUCUCAGGGUUGAUUCAGAAGGAAAUUUUGCAUAUUCUUGCAGACAAAGUUCGAACUAAAAUUCGUGAAGAAGUUGGAGAAUCGCAUUAUUGUAUUCUAGUUGAUGAAGCAAAAGAUGCAUCUAAUAGAGAGCAAAUGGCUAUUGUGUUAAGAUUUGUUGAUAAGGAUGGUUUUGUACGAGAACGUUUUUUUGAGAUUGUGAGGGUUGAAGAUACUAGUUCUUUAACACUUAAACAAGAGAUAUCUCGGGUCCUUAUUAAUUCUAAUCUCCAAAUUGAUAAAAUGCGAGGUCAAGGAUAUGAUGGUGCUAGCAACAUGAGAGGUGCAUGGAAUGGACUACAAGCAUUAUUUCUUAGAGAUUGUCCUUAUGCAUAUUAUGUGCAUUGUUUUGCUCACAGACUACAAUUAGCAUUAGUUGCUGCGUCAAAAGAUGUGGCUUCUAUUUGGUUGUUCUUUUCAACAUUGAAUUCAAUUAUCAAUCUCAUCACUGCUUCCCCCAAGCGCCAUGGUCAGUUACAAUCUACUCAAAAAAUGGAUAUUGCAAAUAUGUUGGGUACUGGUGAACGUGCGACAGGUAAAGGGGCUAAUCAGAUUGGUACUUUGCAUCGGCCUGGAGCUACUCGUUGGGGAUCUCAUUAUGAUUCUUGUUCAGACUUAAUAGAUAUGUAUAAUGCAUCUUGUACAGUUGUUGAGACCUUGAUUAAGGAUGGAGCCUCUAACUCUAUACGUGGGGAAGCUACUG
This is a messenger RNA of Prunus avium (sweet cherry), 1180 nucleotides long. The record is from RefSeq and is a predicted model, not a curated record. Lineage: Eukaryota; Viridiplantae; Streptophyta; Magnoliopsida; Rosales; Rosaceae.